This is a messenger RNA of Psylliodes chrysocephalus, 351 nucleotides long. The record is from the annotation of a GenBank genome assembly. NCBI's taxonomy places the organism in Eukaryota, Metazoa, Arthropoda, Insecta, Coleoptera, Chrysomelidae.
AUGCCCUACGAUUAUUUUUGUCCGAUGGUAAAAUUGAGGCUAUCAAGUCGAACAUGCGAAACGUAUGGUCUUUAUCAUGCUUCCGUCAAGUCACUAAAUCGUCACAUCGAGAAGAUCCAUAAAAAAGUAAACACGCACACUGAUAGAAAAGUUAGACCUGUAAGAGUCGCUGCUCGUCGAGCUAAUGAACUGAUGUGCAUUAUUCAAAAUUUAGAGCACCAUGAUGUUGAAUGGCUCGAUGAGAACUACGUAGACAUUCCAAAAUCGAAUGAAAGUGAGCAGACUCAUAACACUGAGCAGCAAUCGAAGCAAUCCAAUGUCAUCGAAAACUUAGAGGGUUUCAUGGACUGA